This is a messenger RNA of Anoplopoma fimbria (sablefish), 948 nucleotides long. It is a transcript of the gene mrps25, whose product is annotated as mitochondrial ribosomal protein S25. Bases 70 to 588 code for a protein of 172 amino acids. Lineage: Eukaryota; Metazoa; Chordata; Actinopteri; Perciformes; Anoplopomatidae. Gene Ontology annotation, molecular function: structural constituent of ribosome. The record is from RefSeq and is a predicted model, not a curated record. Gene Ontology annotation, cellular component: mitochondrion. The transcript has 4 exons.
CCUCUCCUUGUGCUGUGCUCCUUCAGUGUGAUACUCUGUAGAUAUACGUAAUAAAAAGGGGUUUUUAAAAUGCCUAUGAAAGGAAGGUUUCCCAUCAGGAGGACUCUGGAGUACCUCCAGAAGGGAGACAUCAUCUUUAAGAACAGAGUGAAGAUCAUGACGGUGAACUACAACACACACGGAGAGCUGAGCGACGGAGCAAGAAAGUUUGUGUUCUUCAAUAUUCCUCAGAUUCAGUACAAGAACCAGUGGCUCCAAAUAAUGAUGUUCAAAAAUAUGACACCGUCACCGUUCUUGAAGUUCUACCUGGACGAUGGGGAGCAAGUUCAGGUGGACGUGGAAGGGAAGGACCACAAACAAAUUUCACAACAUGUUAAGAAGAUUCUGGGCAAAUCAGAAGAGGUGUUACAAGCCGAGGCUCAAGCCAAGAUGCAGGCCUCCAACCCGGCCAACUUCGGCCCCAAAAAGUACUGUCUGAGGGAGUGCAUCUGCGAGGUGGAGGGCCAGGUGCCGUGUCCUGGCAGCACGCCGCUGCCCAGGGAGAUGACGGGAAAAUAUCGAGCCCAGAUGGCAGCGUCGCAGGAGUGAGAAGCCGAGGAGGAGAGCUGAGUACUGUAGAUUCACUGGACAAUAUUGAGGCACUGUGGUGUCGCGUUUUGAUUUUGUACGGCGGCAUAAAAGGACUACGGCAUUGCAGAUUUUGCUGUAACUCAAUGGUUCACACUGUGCUGUGCGUUGUGAGGACGUCCCAGGCUGGAGUGAGACCCUCCACUCCCUCCAGAGCAGCAGGAAACAACCAACACACCACAUUGUUCGGACACUUUGGUCUCGGUUUGGGAUGACUUGACGUCACAAAGUGUUUUUGUGUGAAGAAUCCACCCAACAGGAUGCGAUUUACAUAAAGCAAAGUGUCAACACUGCAAUGUAAACAUUCAAAUAAAAAAGAUU